UUGAACGACGAUGGCUGCGGCUCUCCAGACGGCUGCCUCCUGGCGGGGUUGGAUGAUGUGAUCGUGGAUUCACAGCACUUUUUCAUUUUUUUCUUCCGACAGCCUUUUAAAAAAAAAAAAAUCAAAAAAUAAUCCUGUUGCUUAAAGGAUGGAAGCACUUUUUGGCCAUUCCACAUAAGGGCGUCUGCGUGAUGUAAGAGCCAUGAAGCCUCAUCUGAGGGGAAUUAUGCGCUCUCUUCCUCGCCUUCUACACCAUGUUUGCUUUUUCCUCGCCAUCCUUCCGCUCCGUGGCCAGUCGUCGCCCGGGGCGAGGGCCGGACAGGGCCUGCUGCUCUUCACCUCGCCCGCCUACAACGCCUCCAUCUUUGAGAACUCUGCGGCGAGAACCUACGCCAGGAGCGAGACCAAGAUGGGGAUCGCUCUGGGGCCGCCGCCCCGGUCUUUCGACGUCCGGUUUUCCAUUGAAGCUGGGGACGGCGAGGGCAUCUUCCAGGCGGAGGAGUUCGCGAUGGGAGAUUUCUGUUUCCUCCGCAUUCGCACGAACAGCGGCGCCACGUUGAACCGGGAGGUGCAAGACAACUACACGCUGACGGUCAAGGCAUCCGCCCAGAGAGGCAUGGAGGCGUUAAGUACCGUUUAUAUAAAAGUCCUGGACACUAAUGACCUGCGACCACUCUUCUCCCCGACCUCCUAUUCCUUUGUGGUGUCCGAGAGCGCCCCGCUGGGUGCCAGCAUCGGCCGCGUGACAGCCACGGAUGCCGACGUGGGCUCCAACGGGGAGUUUUACUACUUCUUCAAGAAUAAAGUGGCACUCUUUGCCGUGCACCCGACCAGCGGCGUCGUCACACUGACAGGCCAGCCCAGGAUUGAUAAGCAAGAGCGCUUUGAGCUAGAGGUGCUGGUGGUGGACAGGGGCAUGAAGCUCUACGGCAACAACGGUAUCAGCAGCACCGCCAGACUUGUCGUAACCGUCGUGCAGCUCAAUGAGUUCGCACCUGUUCUCAGGGCGCUUGUCGUCGUUCCGCCCUGGUCUGAUAAGAACCCGGUUGUUGCCAAAGUGACGGUGGAAGAUAAAGAUGAGGGGGUCGGCGGGUACAUAGACUGGGUGUCCAUUAUUGAUGGCGAUACGCUUGAGCAGUUUGUGAUUGAACGAUCGCCUCUGGGGAAUGAGUACUGGGUUAGAACACCAGAACAAGUGGACUGGGACAAAUACCCGUAUGGUUGCAACCUAACCUUUCAGGCUAAAGACAGAGGCGCCCCUCCAAAGUUUUCCAACACUCAAGUGGUUCAGUUGCUGGUUGCAAAGCCAGAACCCGUAUUAAAGAGUUUUGGGAAAGACGUUUAUGAAGUGGUGCUGAGUGAAAUUGCCCCCCUGGGGACUUUUGUAGAGGUGGUGAAAAUCUCCCCUCCUCCCGCGAGCGUCAAUUACAGCUUUAGCAGCCUCUCAGAACUAAUGUACUUUGAUAUAAAUCCGUUAACUGGCGUUAUUAUGACCUCCAGGCAUCUGACAAGGAUAUCACAGAUUUUCAUGGAGAUGGAAGUGCUCGACGCUGUCAGCCAGCUGAGAGCAAAGGUCCGAAUCACAGUCGAGGAUGCUAAUGAUAACUCUCCAGUGUUCAGCCGGCCGUUUUAUGACAUAUCCAUCAAUGAAAGCUUAGCUGUCGGCACUGUUGUUCUGGUUGUGUCCGCUGUGGAUGAUGACAAAGGAGAGAAUGGCUACAUCACUCACACAAUCAGCGGCCCGCGGUGGCUACCUUUCACCAUAAACCAGAGCACGGGGGAGGUGAAGAUCACACGAGACCUGGACUUUGAGUCGACAGGGGACAUUUAUAAGUUUGCGGUACGGGCUUCAGACUGGGGUUCGCCCUACAGAAGAGAGAGUGAGGUCAACAUAACGGUUCGUUUAAUGAAUAUAAACGACAACCCGCCUGUCUUUGAAAGCGUUUCAUGCAGAGGAAUGAUAGGUCGAGAGUUCCCCGUCAGCCAGACCAUUGUCACGCUGUCGGCCGUGGACAUGGACGAGCUGGGUAUGGUGAAGUACAAAUUGGUCUCAGGAAACGAGUUGGGCUACUUCAACUUGAACGCAGAGUCUGGCGCUUUGUCACUGAAGCGGUCGUUAUCAGCGGCCAAUUUAAAAAGCGGGAUGUUCAACUUGAAAAUAGUCGCCACAGACGGAGAGUUGUUCUCCGAUCCGAUGUUUGCGAACGUAUCCGUAGGGAGGGGCUCGGUGCCACCAAGGGGACUUAACUGUAAGGACACCCAGGUGGCCCAGAUAAUGGCGGAGAAAAUGCUGUCGAAGGCUUCGGCUAUGGCGCAAGCAACACAGGACGAGAGAAGUCCAGACAUAUUCUCUACGAACAAACAGGCUCCGCAGUUUGAGGCCUUGCCGACAAGUAUUCUGGUUAGGGAGGACCUCGCGCCCGGAGCUAGUGUUUUCCAGGUGAGGGCGCGGGACGACGACGUAGGCUACAACGGCCGCAUUCUCUUUUCCAUAUCGAACAGAGACAAAGAAAACUGUCUGACUAUCAACAUGGACGACGGCUUGCUGACUGUCCUACAGCCGCUGGACCGCGAGCGAACCGACCGCUACUUCCUCAACAUCACAAUCUAUGACCUGGGCAUCCCCCAGAUGUCGAACUGGAGGCUCCUGACCGUUAUCGUGGAGGACGCCAACGACAACGACCCAGAGUUUACCCAGGACGCCUUCUCGGCCCUCGUCGCUGAAAACGCUCCCGUGGGUUCAGAGGUCAUCGCCGUCACUGCAUUUGACAGAGACACAGGUCAAAAUGCGCGGCUAUCCUACAUUUUGCUGACCAGCGUGCCUCAGUUUGGCAUCGACAGCGAGACGGGGAGCGUUUUUGUCGCCAGCAGCUUGGACAGGGAGAGCUUCCCGACGUUCACGUUGAAGAUUGAGGCCAGAGACAAGGCCGAAAGAGGCAACCGGAGGUCGUCCGUGACUACUUUGAACAUAAUAGUGGAGGACGUCAACGAUUGUGCGCCGUCCUUCAUCCCGAGCACUUACAGCGCUCGAGUCCCGGAAGACCUUCCGCCGGGUGCUGUCGUUACGUGGGUGCAGGCCAAGGACCCAGACGUCGGCCCUGGAGGACUCGUCAAAUACUCCUUGUCCAAUGAUUUCAACGGCACUUUUGAGAUAGACGCUCUGAGUGGAGUGUUGAGGGUCAGGAAGGAGCUGGACUUUGAGAAGCAACAGUUUUAUAACCUCACCUUGCUGGCCGAGGACAGGGGAAAGCCCACACGCAGCAGUCAGACGUAUGUGGAGGUGGAGCUGGUGGACGUCAACGAGAAUUUGUAUGCGCCGUACUUCCCCGACUUUGCCGUGAGAGGCUCGGUGAAGGAGAACUCUCGAGCGGGCACCAGCGUCCUGGCGCUGGACGCCGAGGAUGACGACAGAGGGAGGGACGGCGCCUUGAAGUACUCCAUCAGAGGCGGCAGCGGCCUGGGCGCCUUCACCAUCGACGAGGACACAGGAGUGAUUUACACGUCAGGCGUCCUGGACUGCGAGAGCAAGGACUCCUAUUGGCUGAGGGUCUACGCCACAGACCGAGGGGUCUGGCCCCUGUCAGCUUCUGUGGAGGUCUUCAUUCAGGUGGAGGACUUGAACGACAACGCGCCCCUCACCUCGGACCCCAUCUACCACCCGGUCGUCAUGGAGAACUCGCCCAAGGACGUGUCCGUCAUCCGGAUCCAGGCGCAGGACCCCGACCUGACCGCCACGCCCAGUCGUCUGAGCUACCGCAUCACCGCCGGCAACCCGCAGAACUUCUUCUACAUCAACCCCAAGACAGGUCUGAUCACAACAACGGCGAGGAAGCUGGACAGAGAGCAGCAGGCGGAACACUUCCUGGAGGUGACGGUCCUAGACGGGCCGGUGACCACCCGCCAGUCCACCGUGUGGGUCAUGGUGCACGUGGACGACGAGAACGACAACCCGCCCGUCUUCCCCGAGGUCAUGUACCGCGUCAGCUUGCCCGAGCGGGACCGCAGCAGGCGCGGCGAGGCCGUCUACCGCGUCUUCGCGCACGACCGUGACCUGGGCGCCAACGCCAACGUCAGCUACAGCAUCCUGGACGGCAACGGCGACGAGACGUUCGGCAUCGACCCGCGCACCGCCACGGUGUCGUCCAAGAAGGCGGUGGCGGCGGGCAGCAACUACGUCCUCACCAUCAAAGCGGAGGACGGCGGCGACCCCCCGCUGUGGACCACCGUCCAACUCCACGUGGAGUGGAUCGGCAGGCCCGCGCCCUCGCCGCUGCCCCUGCUGUUCACGCAGCGGUGCUACAACUUCACCGUGGCGGAGACGGCCGCCGUGGCCCAGCCCGUGGGGGCGGUGGCCGUGGGUCAGUCCGACACUCCCGUUUGGUUCAACAUCGUCGGCGGGCGAGUGGCGAGAGAAAUGUUCUACAUUCCGCAGAACUCGUGCGGGAGAAACUGCUCGCUGGACACAGGAAGCUUCGACAUGCAGUUUGACCUCCAAGUGGGCGUGGGCACGGUGGUGGUGGCCAGGCCGCUGGACGCCGAGGCGCAGGCCGUGUACAACAUGACCGUGCAGGUGACCGACGGCACCAACGUGGCCACGACGCAGGUGUUCAUCCGGGUCCAAGACAGCAACGACAACCCUCCGGUCUUCUCUCAGCCGGCCUACGACAUUAGCGUCUCUGAGGAUGUCCCUGUGGACACGGAGCUGCUGCGUGUUCGAGCGUCGGACAUGGACGAGCGCAGUCGGCUCAGUUACUCCAUUUACAGCAGCGUGGACCCGGCCAGCAUGAGGCUGUUCAGAGUCAACCCGGGCACGGGCGUCGUGUACACGGCGGACCGGUUGGACUACGAGGCUCGAACGCAGCACAUCCUCACCGUCAUGGUCAAGGACCAGGAGUUCCCAUUCAACCGAGACCUGGCUCGGAUCCUGGUGGCCGUGGAAGACGCCAACGACAACAUUCCCUACUUUACCAGCACCAUCUAUGACGCCGUGGUCUACGAGUCUUCUGUUGUCGGCUCGUCGGUGAUGCAAGUCACAGCUCUGGACAAAGACAACGGGAUGAACGGACAACUCACCUACACCAUACAAGCAGGUAACUCUUGGGGUGUGUUUGCCAUAAAUAACAGCACAGGCCUAAUCUUCAUCGACAAGGAGCUGGAUAUCACCUCGGUGGGCUUUUACACGCUCACCGUGCGAGUCACCGACAGCGGAUUUCCUCCACUAAUGGCCUUGUGCUCUGUCCGUGUCUCCUUGAUGCUCUCCGACUUGUCCAAGCCCAAAUUCUCUCAAGAGGAGUAUCACGCCGAGAUCAUGGAGAACUGCACCGCCGGGGCUUACGUGACCGCUGUUCGCGCCGUGAGCCACUCGUCGCUCAUUUAUGACAUCACCAAGGGCAACGAGGAAAACUGCUUCUUUAUUAAUCACCACACCGGCAUCAUCAGCACACGCAAACUCUUUGAUUUUGAGAAAACGCCAUCCUACUUACUGAUGGUCCGUGCUUUAAGCAUGGCAGGCGUGGAGGCCAGCGCCACAGUCGUCGUGCAGGUGGGGGACAUCAACGAUAAUGCACCUGUCUUCCAACAAUUAAGGUACGUGGGGGUGAUCAGUGAGGCGGCCCCACUCAACAGCGUGGUUCUGGCGGACGAUGGCAACCCUCUGGUGAUCCAGGCGAUCGACGAAGACCGCAAUCACAACGCCCUGCUGGUGUUCCAGAUUAUAGACGAGACCGCUCGCAUGUUCUUCAGCGUGGACCCUGGGACUGGUUCAAUCCGGACGAUUGCCAGUGUGGAUUAUGAGACCUUCCCUGAGUUUGUUUUCAGGGUUCAUGUCAGAGACAGCGGACAGCCUUCAAAAAGUGCUGACAGCCCUGCUGAAGUCGUCAUAAAGGUCAUCAAUAUCAACGACUCACCCCCAAAGUUCUCUCAGGACAUGUAUGAGACCAUCCUUCUGCUGCCUACCUACGUGGGAGUCGAGGUCCUGCGGGUUGACGCAUAUGACCCAGACAUGAUUUUGGACUCUGACAAGUCCCCCACUCCUCAGCUGGUUUACUCCUUGGUGGACCGAAACCUGGAGCACUUCACAGUGGACCGCAGCAGCGGGGUUGUAACGGUCAUCAAUCAGAACCUCAGCAGGGACCGCUAUCGAUUCAACUUGAAGGUUUGGGAUGGGCGUUUCUCCAGUGUGACGUUGGUCACGGUGCUUGUCCGCCAAGCCGUCAACAGCGGCCUUUCCUUCACCUCCCCGCUCUACUCCGCCUCCGUUCGAGAGAACACUCGGAACAUGACCACACUCGCCGUGGUGAAUGCCGUUGGCCACCGCCUUAAUGAACCACUCAGGUUCUCGCUGCUUAACCCUGGCGGUCUUUUCACCAUCCGGCCGACGUGUGGUGCGCUGCUAACCGCCGGAGUCCCCUUUGACCGCGAGGAGCGGGACAGUUAUGAGCUGGUCGUGGAGGUCCGUAAAGAGGACGAGGUACUGAAGGUGGCAAGGGUCACCGUCAGAGUGCAGAUUGAAGACGACAACGACAACGCCCCAGAGUUUGUGAACCUCCCUUACUACGCCACAGUACAGGUGGAAGCAGAACCCGGGUUGUCUAUUUUCAGGGUGUCGUCCACUGACCGAGACUUGGGCGUAAACGGGCAGGUGACCUACAGCCUCAAAGAGCCACACAGAAACUUCCAGGUGAAUCCUGUGACAGGUGAGCUGAUGUUAAAGAGGGUGUUUGAAGCGGACUUGUCAAAUGCAGAGUACAAGGUGGCCAUCGUGGCUGCGGACGGUGGCGCCCCCUCCCUGUCCAGCGAGGUGGAGCUUCCGAUCACGGUGCUCAAUAAAGCCAUGCCAGUGUUCGACAAGCCCUUCUACGGCGUCACGGUCCCGGAGGACGUGGCCGUGUCCACCUCGCUCCUGAGCGUCAACGCCACCAGCCCUGCCGGCCAAGGCAUCAUCUUCACCAUCGCAGGCGGCGACUCUUCGCUCCAGUUCGACAUCGGCUUCGACACGGGCGUCAUCAGCGUGCUCUACCCGCUGGACCACGAGACCACGCAGUACUACCGCCUCACCGCCAGGGCCACCGACGCACUGACGGGGGCCAAGUCCGAGGUGGACGUGGACGUCGUCGUGCUCGACGUCAACGACAACCCGCCGUUGUUCCAGAAGCCCUCGUACUCGGCCGUGCUGGCCGAGAACGCCAUGAUUGGAACCAGCGUCUUGCAGGUGUCCGCUCAGGACCAGGACUCCGACAGGAACUCGGCAGUGAGCUACCAGAUCGUACCGGACCUCAACAACAGCACGGACUACUUCCACAUCGAACGCGACGGCGGCCUGGUCUUCACGGCGCGCCUGGUGGACUACGAGCUGGUGCAGCGCUUCAACUUCAUCGUCAGGGCGACGGACAGCGGCGACCCCGCCCUCAGCAGCGACGUCAGCGUCGCGGUGGCCGUCGCCGACACCAACGACAACCCGCCCAACUUCAGCCAGUCGCUGUACGAGGCUUUCGUCAGCGAGCUGGCCCCCCGGGGACACUUUGUGACGUGCGUCCAGGCGUCGGACGCCGACAUGGGCGACGCCCACAAGCUGAGGUACAGCAUCCUGUCCGGGAACGAGAGGAUGGCGUUCGUCAUGGAGGCGGAGUCCGGCGUGCUGCGUUUGUCUAACAAGAGACGACAAGGCAUGAAGCUCUUCCAUCAGCUCAACGUCUCCGUGUCAGACGGCGUCUUCACCAACACGGCGCAGGUGAUGGCGGGGGAGUUGUCUUUAUUAGCGGACAUGCAGCUCGUAGUCCGAGGUUAACGCGUGUCCACGUCACGUCGGAUUUACUGGCAGCAGCGGCUGCCAAGUGGAACGUUCCGUCUCGGAGCGGCGCUCUGCAGAGUCGGCUCUUUUUUUAAUUGCCAACGUGGAAGGUGGACA
This is a messenger RNA of Entelurus aequoreus (snake pipefish), 7906 nucleotides long. Its product is annotated as protocadherin Fat 3-like. Lineage: Eukaryota; Metazoa; Chordata; Actinopteri; Syngnathiformes; Syngnathidae. Gene Ontology annotation, biological process: homophilic cell-cell adhesion. The transcript has 24 exons. Bases 203 to 7786 code for a protein of 2527 amino acids. Gene Ontology annotation, molecular function: calcium ion binding. Gene Ontology annotation, cellular component: plasma membrane. The record is from RefSeq and is a predicted model, not a curated record.